AUGUUAGCAAAACAAGGUUGGAAAUUGUUGACAAACACAAACAAGUUGGCCUAUAGAGUACUGAAAGCAAAGGACUUCCCCAAUAGAUCCUUAUUGGAAUCUAAACUGGGUGGCAAUCCCUCACUGACGUGGAGGAGCAUUUUGGAAACAAAAUGUGUUGUGGAACAAGGAGUUCGAUGGAGGGUGGGAAACGGCAAAACCAUUCGAACCCGGAAAGAUAUAUGGCUGCCAUCUAAUCACAGGUGCCUACCCGAUGCUACAAGGGAUGAGUGGGAUGAGAACUGCCAUGUAAGUGAUUUCAUAGAUGAAAAUACCAUGUAG
Durio zibethinus is the source of this 321-nucleotide messenger RNA. RefSeq lists its product as uncharacterized. The record is from RefSeq and is a predicted model, not a curated record. Lineage: Eukaryota; Viridiplantae; Streptophyta; Magnoliopsida; Malvales; Malvaceae. Gene Ontology annotation, molecular function: nucleic acid binding; RNA-DNA hybrid ribonuclease activity.